AUGGAUUGCAACAGUAUAUGGAAUCGUGUUUCACAGAACGUCACCGAUUUCCCGAGAAAACAUUUCCCAAUAGCGUUUGCUCGAACUGUAUAUCGGGACUACGACUUCCUUGAGCUACAAGUUGCGCAAAAUUACCAUCCACGAAACCAAUACUGCUUUAUGUUUGACCGAAAAGCUGAUAACUCAUUUGUCAGACGUAUGAAGAGACUGGAACGAUGCGUCGAUAAUGUGUAUCUGGCAAAGCCAAGCGUGCCAAUGGAUAGUCGAGGUUAUAACCAGAAUCUGGGACAUUUAAAGUGUUUGGAACUGUUAUCAAAAAAACCUGGAUGGCGUUACGCUUUAUUACUUCAGAACCAUGAUGUGAUAUUACGUACGAAUGCGGAAUUAGGCGCCAUACUACGAAUGCAUCUAGGCAUGAACGAUGUGAUGCUACAGGGGAUCUGGCGUCGACCAUUUGACUGGCUACUUAAGAAUAUUCCGAAUGAAAGUUCAACAACUACUACCACAACCACGACUGAAGCCACAAAUUUGCACACUACAACCGGGCAGGCAUCCAAGAUCAAUCAAAUUGAAGUGAACCAAGAAACAAUUCAGUGGACGGAUGAUACAUCUUAUCAAUUGCCCAAUGAUUUCCGGGUAGAUGAAGCUGGGGCUCCUUAUAUAGGCCCGCCAAUCAUCGUCUUGAAUACAAUCAACGAAGCAAGGAAACGUCGAAAACGAUAUGCGACCACACCCCAAAUGCGCCAGGCAGAAAACCUAGCAGCAGGCCCGCUGCGGCGCCUCCGCGCAGCCAAUCGAGAAAUUAUCGGCCAUAGCAUGGGCUUUAGACUACCAGCCAGGAAAAAGUUAAGAUUUUCUCGCGGCAUGGUCCAAGCAGCUCUCUCCCGUGAAGCAGUAGUAUGGAUGUCCCGAAAGCAUAAUUCGGCCGUUCGGCAGUUGGCCUCAAAGCUGAACGUCAAGGGUGUUUACGGCGUCGACGAAAUCCUAUUACCCACGCUGCAGGCUAGUAGCAGGGAAAUUAACUUUCCAGGCGGGGUCCCUGAAUGUCCUUGGGGUAUGGAGCAUCAAUCCAUGUUGAGAUUGAAAUUCUCAGCGCAAGAUGGAGGUUGCCUGUCGGGUGGGAUUUCUCGGCACGGUGUUUGCAUUGUUGGAAUAGAAUAUUUGCCGCAAUUAAAGAAAAGUCCUUAUAUUGCAGUAAACAAAAUGAUGCCGUCACUGGAUGCGGCCGCGAUUAGUUGUAUGGCGGAGCGCGUUUUUAAUAGGACGCAUUUUCGGGCGACCAGAACCUCGCCAGAGUUACUGCGAGCAUUCGCCAUGCACGAGCCCGAGCCCACGGCCGGACAAGGACGCUGGAAAUUCGAGAAAAUGACCGAAUCAAUGGUGGAUAAGGUGCUGCAGGCGGGAAGCGGGACUUUGCAAAGUGCCUGCGAAAUUCCUGUCGGUUCCACCGUCCAUUUUAAGACGGCACUCGGUGAACAGGUUUCAGGCUUGGUGGCCUGCUUUGACCCAUCGGCUAAAAUGAUCGCUAUCAAGGAUGGGUCGGGGCAAAAACCGCUGAUCCGCGUCUUCAACCUGGUGCAGAUCACCGAAUUGAGAAGAGACUACGAGGCUGGGACUGAUGAAGUGGCUGUUGAGGGGUUGGCCAGCACUUCACAGAAUCACCAAGCAUUGAUCGAGCGUAUGAAAAGUCAGGAGGUGAUGCAGGUGCCGGUUGAUGAACAUGGACAGAAGGUCUUCCUAAACCUUCGCCACGUUUUCCAAGAAAAUGUCACAUGGAAUGGGGCAAACAUCGAAGCACUGGACCUCGUGCUUGUCCAACCUCCAUACGGCCCGGCCAAUGCCGUUUUGAAAAAGAACGAAGAACGUGGCGAGGCAGCGCUUGAGCAGGUUCGAAAAGUGCUGGCAAAGCCGUUCGUAUUAACCGAACACGCUGCUCUGAAUGCUACCUGCAUAUUUGACGGGCAAACCGAUGGCGCUGAAGAA
Messenger RNA from Mesorhabditis spiculigera, 1983 nucleotides. The record is from the annotation of a GenBank genome assembly. NCBI's taxonomy places the organism in Eukaryota, Metazoa, Nematoda, Chromadorea, Rhabditida, Rhabditidae.